UCCAAUUACCACCCAGAGCCAGAGCAUGCCACGUCUCCGCAAAUUGAAGAUUAAGAAUUGUGAGAAAUUAUCAAGCUGGCCGAGUGGGUUGGAAUAUUGCACCUCUCUUCAGGAAUUGCAUAUUCAAAAUUGUCAAAAUUUGAGGCAUUUACCGGUUGAUGCGCUACAGAACCCCGUCUCUCUUGAGAAGCUGUAUUGCACUAAUCUAGAAGCUAUUCCCAGUUUAGACAACCUCACAUCCCUCCGUGAGUUGUCUAUUCCGAGGGCGCUACAAUCCUGCACAUCUCUUAACAGCUUGACAAUCAGUGAAUGCCACCAUUUGAUCUCGCUGGCAGAUGUCGAUGUGUCCAGGUUGCAGUCUCUUUCCUCUUUAUAUAUAUAUAAUUGUCGGAAAUUAAAAUAUUUGCCAACGGGGCUACGCUCUCUGACGAGUUUGAAAUGGAUGGGAAUCGGUAAGUUUUGGGAGGAGCUCGAUUCUUUCCCUGCUUUUGAGCUUCCAUCACAAAUCCAAGUGUUAGGGAUCUCAGGGUGGCCUAAGCUCAAGUCUCUGCCUCAAGAAAUUCAACACUUGACUACUUGUUUAGAAAUUAUGAUUAUAGAUUCUUUCGACAGCAUGGAGGCUCUUCCAGAGUGGUUGGGUAACCUUUCAUCUCUUAUCCGCCUGAAUAUCUGGGGUUGUAAGAAUCUGAUGUAUCUGCCUACCGUUGAAGUUAUGCAAUGCCUCACCAAAUUAGAAACACUGGAGAUUAGUGGAUGUCCCCGUCUAGCGGAAAGAUGCGCCAAGGAGAGCGGCCCAGAAUGGCACAAGAUUUCUCACAUCCGAGAUGUAUUUGUUUACGAAUUGGAAACUUCAAGUGAUGAUUCGGAGUCGCUCAACUAUUCAAGUUUUUCAUGAAUGUGCCUUCGGGGAGUAGCUGCAACUUUCACAUUGAAGCACAAAAAGGCUUUUACUCUAAUCAGAAGAACAAGUGCUGAGAAACA
This is a messenger RNA of Prunus avium (sweet cherry), 981 nucleotides long. Lineage: Eukaryota; Viridiplantae; Streptophyta; Magnoliopsida; Rosales; Rosaceae. The record is from RefSeq and is a predicted model, not a curated record.